Molecule: messenger RNA, 2982 nt
Organism: Tachyglossus aculeatus (Australian echidna)
Lineage: Eukaryota; Metazoa; Chordata; Mammalia; Monotremata; Tachyglossidae
Gene: PCSK1
Product: proprotein convertase subtilisin/kexin type 1
Exons: 14
Coding region: 109-2364 (751 amino acids)
Biological process (GO): protein processing
Cellular component (GO): trans-Golgi network; Golgi membrane
Molecular function (GO): serine-type endopeptidase activity
Source: RefSeq, a predicted model, not a curated record
GGGCACAGCAGAGCCGGGCACAGCAGAAGAGCCGGGCAGGACCGGGCUGGGGGCAGAGCCUCUCCAGCCCCUCCGCUAGGUCCGGCCCAGCCCCUCCCGGUGCCCCCCAUGGCCCGUGGCGCGUGGGCACUGCCCUGCUUGGCCUGGGCGCUGCUCUGGGGCUGCGGGGCGCCCGGGCCCGGCCCAAAGAGGCAGUUCGUCAACCAGUGGGCCGCCGAGGUGCCCGGGGGGCCGGGGGCCGCUCGAGCCAUCGCCCACGAGCUGGGCUACCACCUCCUCGGACAGAUUGGAUCACUCGAAAAUCACUACUUGUUCCAGCAUAAAAAUCACCCAAGAAGGUCUCGGAGAAGUGCCGUUCAUAUCACAAAGAGAUUAUCAGAUGAUGAUCGCGUGUCUUGGGUGGAGCAACAGUAUGAGAAACAGCGAAGCAAACGUUCUGUCCUGAGGGAUUCAGCCAACAACCUCUUCAAUGACCCCAUGUGGACCCAACAGUGGUAUCUGCAAGACACCCGGAUGACUCCGACCCUGCCGAAACUGGAUCUCCACGUCCUGCCCGUCUGGCAGAAAGGAAUCACAGGGAAGGGGGUGGUCAUCACCGUGCUCGACGACGGUCUGGAGUGGAACCACACGGACAUCUAUGCCAAUUAUGAUCCAGACGCCAGCUAUGAUUUUAAUGAUAACGACCACGAUCCAUUUCCAAGAUACGAUCUGACGAAUGAAAACAAACAUGGCACAAGAUGUGCUGGUGAGAUCGCCAUGCAAGCUAACAACAAGAAAUGUGGAGUUGGCAUUGCUUUCAAUUCCAAAGUUGGAGGAAUACGAAUGUUGGAUGGCAUCGUGACAGAUGCCAUUGAAGCCAGCUCAAUCGGCUUCAAUCCAGACCAUGUGGACAUCUACAGUGCCAGCUGGGGACCCAAUGAUGACGGGAAGACCGUGGAAGGUCCUGGGCGGCUGGCCCAGAAGGCCUUUGAAUAUGGGAUCAAGCAGGGAAGAAAGGGAAAAGGCUCCAUCUUCGUCUGGGCCUCUGGGAACGGCGGCCGUCAGGGUGAUAACUGCGACUGCGAUGGUUACACAGAUAGUAUCUACACUAUCUCCAUCAGCAGUGCCUCCCAACAAGGCGUGUCGCCCUGGUAUGCAGAGAAGUGUUCUUCCACGUUGGCCACAGCGUACAGCAGUGGGGAUUAUACUGACCAGAGAAUCACCAGUGCCGACCUACACAACGAGUGCACAGUGACCCACACGGGGACAUCAGCCUCUGCCCCGCUGGCCGCUGGGAUCUUCGCUCUCGCUCUAGAGGCCAACCCGAACCUCACUUGGAGGGACAUGCAGCACCUGGUGGUUUGGACUUCCGAAUACGACCCGCUGGCCCUGAACCCUGGCUGGAAAAAGAACGGAGCGGGUCUCAUGGUCAACAGCCGCUUUGGCUUUGGGCUCCUGAAUGCCAAGGCCCUGGUGGAUCUGGCCGACCGCAGCACGUGGCGUGCCAUCCUGGAGAAGAAAGUGUGCAUCGUGCGAGAUGAGGCCUUUGAACCCAGAGCCCUGAGAGCUGAUGGAGAAGUUACCAUUGAAAUUCCUACUACAGCAUGUGAAGGUCAGGAAAAUGUCAUCACCUCCCUGGAGCACGUGCAGUUCGAAGCCACAAUUGAAUAUUCCCGCAGGGGAGACCUGCAUGUCACCCUCACCUCAGCAUUAGGAACCAGUACUGUGCUGUUGGCUGAAAGAGAGAGGGACACAUCCCCCAACGGCUUUAAGAACUGGGAUUUCAUGUCAGUCCACACGUGGGGAGAGAACCCAGUGGGCACUUGGGCAUUACGAAUUACUGAUAUGUCUGGAAGAAUGCAGAACCAAGGCCGAAUUGUAAACUGGAAGCUGAUUUUGCAUGGGACGUCAUCCCAGCCCGAGCACAUGAAGAAUCCUCGCGUGUACACUUCCUACAAUACGGUGCAGAAUGACCGCAGAGGGGUGGAGAGGAUGACUGAUUUGGCUGAGGAGCAGACCACGCCAGAUACCCUGAGCGAGACUCCUCCGGUUUCAGAAGGUCCCAGAGUGGGUAAUAGCAGCAGAGCAGAUAAACCAACUGAGCAAAUGUCUUUAGAUGCCAUGCUUCAGCUUCUGCAGAAUGCAUUCAACAGACAGAUGGUUCCCAACCGAGCACCAAAGAAGACUCCGAAGGAAGAGCUACGCAUUCCAAAUGAACUCUUCUAUCAAGCUCUGGAGAGAUUAAACAAACUUUCCCCCAUCAAAGACUCCGAGGACAGUCUCUACAGUGACUACGUUGAUCUGUUUUACAAGACCAAACCAUAUAAACAUAGAGAUGAUCUACUGCUGCAGGCCCUCCUCAACAUCCUCAAUGGACGAAACUGAAAUUAGGAAUGCGGUCCUGAGUUGGAAAUAUUCAUGCUUCCUAUGUAGCCCUCCCCCGUCCCCUGCCCUCAGCCCUCAAAGGAGGGCUUUCAUAUUUGGUUCCUAGGAUCAUUCACUCACUCAUCUGUGUCGCCUCUUGGAGACACAACCAGUCAGCAGAGAGAGGGUGAGAGCAGGCAGGAAUCUAGCAGAUGUGGGGAAACUGUUAGCUGGUGAGAGUCAAAAGCGGGUCUGUUCAAACCAUUCCCUCCCUGUCACAACAGUGGAUCACUCCUAUUGGGAUUUCCAGGCCUCCAGUGCCUCUCAGACCCCAUCAAAACUCCAGGCCCAGCCUUCUCCCUUAAACAAUUCUAAUCCAUCUCAAGGGAAACCUAAUUAUCAACUGUGGCUGUAAAACCAGGAGAUCUGUGUCAAGACCUACCCUGACCCCUGGCCUCAGUAAUUGGGGCUUUCCACCUCUAUAGGUUUCUUUGUAUUUCGGAUGCCUGCCUUCUCCCUGGUUCUUUACCUUUAAGCAUCAUAAAACGAAUCCUGAAUAUCUUUUAACAGCAUUUGUUAAGCACUAACAAUGUCAAGUAAUACUCUAAGUGCUGGGGUAGAUGCAAGUUAGUCAGGCCA